AUGGAUGAAGAUUCGACUUUCAUUCGUAUGUUGGCUAUUGUACCAGCUCAUAGAUCGCCCCAGGAGAAUGCCUUCAUAUUUGGUUAUCUUCGUACAAUUGAAGGGUUGAAUCUUUCUGGCCCAUCAUCAGCAUAUCGAGAUGAUGAACUACGCGCAAUCAGUCGUUACGCACGUUAUCGUCGUGUUCCAGGCGAUAUGUUGUUGUAUCACACUGGUGAAUGGUGUGAUUCUUGGUUUAUUUUGAUAAGCGGAUCAGUAUUAAUUGAAAGUUCCAUGUUCUUGCCUCGAUCAUAUUUUGGAACCCGUACAAAUGGAAAUUUUUAUCGCCGUAAUGACUGUCUUGUCCUCGAACCAUCUGAUCUUGUUGUGAUCGAUUAUUUGGACAAUCAUAGUUUACCCAUAUCAUUUACUAAUACGUACCAUCUGGCAGUGGCUCCGUCCAAGCAUAGGCAUUCUUUAGAUCGUGCACCGGUCUCAUUCAUUGAUGAUGAUACUUCACGUGAAAUUUUAUCAAAUGAUCGUUAUUUGGAAUCGUCUCAUAGUAUCAGCUCGUCAUUAAAAAUCUCAUCUUUUCUGAAUUCUGACCAAAGUACGCUCCAUAGACGUGCUACCAGGAGUGCACAGGCUGAUGCUAUUAAUUCGUUGAAAUCAUUAUAUUUAAGUGACACAUCGUCUACACACUCUUUUAGUUCUGGAGGCGUUCAAAAUGAUCCAAGUCAUGGACGUUCAUCUCAUUCGUGCGUUUUACAAUCUCCAGAAAAACGCAACAAAAAGAUAGGUUAUAACUAUCCUAAAUGGUAUAAGACUGGGUCGGACAAUAGCCAUUGUAUGAAUUCUGAAGGUGAUGAUGAUAAUGAUGAUGAUGAUGAUGAUGAUGAUGAGGAGGAGGAGGAGGAGGAGGAGGAUGAAGAUGAAGAGCUUGAAUCAAGUAGCCAUGAGUCUAUUCGUGAUGCAUUUUGGGAAUCUAUUCUUAAACUUCCAUCAGAUCGUACACAAGAAGAUAUCGAUUUAUUACUGGGAAAUGUUGAACAAUUACCUGCUUUCUCUAAUCUAACAAAAGCUACAUGUCGUUCCCUAUGCUCAGUCAUGAUGCUAGCCAUUGUUCGUGAAGCUGGUCAAAUCGUAUUGGAUGAUAAUGAAGUAUUGGACACUUGGUCUGUUGUUCUGAAUGGGACUGUCGAGGUUAUUGAACCAGACGAUACAAUUCGGGAAUUAACUCGUGGUGAUGCAUUCGGUGUUCGUCUUGGUAAAACAGAUUGUAUUCAUCAUGGUGUAAUGCGUACAGUCACUGAAGACUGUCACUUUUUAUGUGUACCACAAACCGAUUAUGUAAAGAUUAUGAGUCGUGAAGGAGAAGCUGAAAUACCAGAGAUGGGUGAAGGUGGACGUGUUGUCCUUGUCUAUGAAUCAAUGAAUUUAGACACAACUCUUAACAUCGAUUCGAAUAAAUCAUCCAAUGACUAUAGUUCUGUGUUGUUGAAAAAAUGUCGACUGGUCACAAAGGGCACACCGGAAAAAUUAAUUGAACAUUUAAUUGCUGAUCUGUCUAAUGGAGAUAUAACGUAUCCAGAAGAUUUUCUACUUACAUAUCGUACAUUUUUAGAUUCACCCCGACCAAUAGUUGAUCGUUUAUUAUCAUGGCAUUUGCAUAAUCCAAAGUUACGUACACGUGUUAAUCGUAUAAUUUUAUUAUGGGUUCAUAAUCAUUUUAAUGAUUUUGAAGAUAAUCAUGAGAUGAUGAAGUGCAUUGAAAAAUUUGAUAAUAUGUUAUCAUCCGACGGCACGGCUGGUGAGCGUCGUCUAUUUCGUUUAGCCUGCAGUACCAAAGCUCGUCCACGUCAAGUCGAACUUACGAUUCCGUUGAAAAAUUCAUGUCAUUCAAAUUUAGAUAAUAAAUCGUUCGGAGUUGAUGAUGGUACUGGGUUUUUGUCACCAAAUGUACAACACUUAAACAAUAAUUGUAAUACAAUAAAUUCUCUCAUUGAUCUACCAUUCACAAUGAUUGGUGGCGAAGAUGGUUUUGGCGUGUUUAUACAUCAAGUAUGCAGUUCAGUCUCAAACAAUAAUUCUGAAACAAGCUAUGAUGAGCACACGAACCAAAAAUAUCUCACUAAUCCAUCUUCAUUAUCGUUAUCAUCACCGUGCGAUUCAAGCUAUCCACCAUCAUCAACAGCAUGUGUACUUCCUAAUUUUUCAUUUGUACAUAAUCAAAUACGUCGGGCUGACCAAUUAUUAUCGGUAAAUGGUCGUUCAGUGGAACAUUUAAAACCAUCUGAUGUAAUACAGUUAAUUCAUUCAAUGAUAAACGCAUGUUGUCCAACGGAUAUUAAGACUACAUCAAAUACCAAACUAGUAUCUGGUACCAGUGGAUCAUUGUCUCCGACUGCACAUUAUUCAACCGGUAUAGACAAUGGUACUAUGGUAGAUCAUCCCAAAUCAUCUACAUUAUCGUCAGUCAUCAGUGUUACUUUCAACCUCCGUUUAUUAGUUAUUUUUAACCCAGUUCAGUAUUAUCAAGCUAUUAACUCUUUAAAUACAUCACAUACUGCUCAAACUUCGAUGAAGCCGAUCAAUGAAACAUUAAAUCCUUAUCAAAUUGUUGACGAUGUAAAAAACCACAUGAAGAAAUCUUCACCAUCAUCAAACAUCACAUUGAAUAAUCACAAUGGUAAUAAUGAAAUUUGUCGACUAAAAAUGCAUAGUUUACCAACCAGUAUAAGCAUACCUGAUGAUCUUGUUAAGAAAUCAAAUGACCCCCAACAACAACAGUCUUCUUCAACUGUACUACUACCGAAAAUGCCAACACUAUGCUCCUUUUCUACGGUCAGUACUCUCUCUACUUCUCCAGGUAACAAUUCAGUUGGAAGACAUGGUCGAGACUUUCAACCUUCACAUGUUACGUCGGGUCGUUCUUCUCACAGUGCAAAUACAUCACCGACUCGAUUAUCACAUUCUCAUGAAGAUAGUCAAGUGCUUUCUAAAACAUCAAUAACUGACAGUAGUAAACAGUCAUCCAUUUCCCAGUCACGUUGGUCACAUUCACUUAAAGAUCCUACCACCACCGAUAAUCAAAGUAAUAAUAGCAAUGAUUUAUGUCGACCGUAUGAACACCAUCCAUCCAAUAACAUAUUCAGCAGUAGUUCAAAAACUGCCAACCAUAAUUGCUUCCCACCAACACCACCACUGCAAAGAUCGUCAUCACAGCCUGAUUUAAUAAUGCUGGACAAAUCAUUAAUAUCUGGUAGUAAUGUUGCUGCUACAGUCAGUGACUAUAUUGCCGUUCUUCACCAACGUCCACAUGAUUCAACUAAUAGUGUCAAAUAUUCAGGCUUAAAUUCUGGUAGUAAUAAUAUCAGUCACACGGACCAUUUGUCAGUGAUACGUGUAUGGCGAUCAAGUGAUAAUGGAAAAGACCACUCUAGUAAGCUGAUUAUAUUACCAAGUAGACAGACUAAUGCAUACGAAGCGACACGUUUAUGCAUGGAGGAAUUCAGUAUACCGGUAGAGGAUCAACAUUCCUAUUGCUUAUACCAUGUGACUGUUGAAUCUGGGCCAAUUGUGAAACAAAGUCGCUUGUCUAAUGUACUGGAUGAUUUAUCUGGACGUUUAACUUUAAAUUCAAGAUAUUACUUGAAAAGUUUGCAUAAUCAUGAUCCCCUUAUUCCGGAUGAUGUUGCAAAAUCAAUUCUAGCUGAAAGUCGUGUUACGUUUACGCAGCUUCCACCAAAUGAAUUAGCUGCUCGUUUAACUAUGGAUGAUUAUGAAAUAUUUCGAUCCAUUCAAUCCACUGAAUAUAUUGAUGAAAUAUUUGGACUCAGUAAUGCAUAUGUUAAUAAUAUCUCUUCAUCUGUUAUUGGCAAUAAUAGUAACAGUAGUAAUACUGGAUAUGCAACAGGUCAUGAAAAUUUGGAUCGAUUCACCGAUCUUGUCAACCGUGAAGCGUAUUGGGCUCCUACUGAAAUUUGCAAUGAAACUAACUUGAAUCGACGUGUUGAUUUGUUGAAACGUUUUAUCAAGCUUGCCAAAUUAUGCCGUGAACUGCGCAAUUUUAACACAAUGUUCUGUCUACUAGUUGGGUUACAUCAAACACCUGUUGAACGAUUAAAGCAAACUUGGGAUCGUUUACCAAAUAAAUACCAGAAAAUUUAUCGAGAUUUAAGUAUGGUAUUGGAUACAUCUAGAAAUUUUCAUCAUUAUCGUACUCUCCUAUCAGCUAAUAAUGUAUCAGCUCCAAUGUUACCCUAUCUACCAUUGGUAUUGAAAGAUUUAACAUUUAUCCAUUUAGGUAAUCCUUCUUGUACUCCAGAUGGAUUGAUAAAUUUUGUCAAAUUACGAAUGCUUGCUAAAGAGGUUCGUGCCAUUUGUCGAAUGUGUAAUGUUGAUUAUGAUUUAUGCACUACUCCAUAUCGCGGUCGUGCUGCUGGUGGUGUCGGACGUGCACGUGCUGGUGCCAAUUUAAGCGCGCUUAAAGCAGUCGCUUCCGUUUCAUCCAUCAAUCCGAAAUCGUACUUUUCAAAUCUUACAUCGAUGAAUAACUUCAGUCAAACAAACCAUAAUAAUAAUAAUAAUAAUAAUAAUAAUAAAAUAGUGCUAGUACAGAUUCUAAUUGGUCAGAACACGAUAUGGCUGAAUGAUCAACAACAACGUGAAAGCACACUUAACUUUGAUGCGAAUCCUAUGAAUCGGACUAAUGUUUCGAGUGGUUUUAAUGUUGGACACAAGCGUCUACAUCAACAUGGGAAUCCUACAACUCCUUCCAGUGGAAGUUUCAAUGUGGAAUUGUCCACAGCUAACUCUUCCAUUGUCCCCGGUGGUGGUAUUCGACGGCGAUCAAAUCUCGGUCUAAUUGCUUCAUCAAUUAAUCCAAAAAAGAUUUAUGAAAGUUGGCUGAUAACUUUACGGAUUCGUACGUAUUUCGCUAAUUUAAGAGUUGUCCAAGAUCCGGAAUUGUUGUCUCAAUUAUCCUUACGCAUUGAACCUAGUGGUAAAGAUUCAAAAACUGUCCAACCCGCUGUUGUAUCCUCAGUAGGCAUUGUUGGCAGCACUACUACUACUACUAAUAGUAAUAAUAAUAAUAAUAAUUCUACUAAUGAAGGAAAUGAUUCACAACAGCUAUAUACAUCUAAUCUCCCUUCCUCCAACAAUAAUACAAAAUUAAAAGGUAUAAAGCUGUCUCCCACAAAAACUUCUGCACAGUCUGUUAUAGUCGAAUCAAAUACAAAUAAAAAGUCUCCGCUUAAAGUUAUCAACGUAUCGACAGAACCUCCAUAUGUACCACCAGCAACAGUAGCAGCAUCAAUCACAUCUAAUCCAACAUCUACAAAUCCAACGGAUAUAUUUACCCGACCAUUACUAGGCGCACAAUCUGUUGAAGACGCUCGCAAAUUAUUAGCCCUAAGUGUAGGUAGUAAACGUCUUUCUCAGAGACGUUUGCCUGUGUUUACUUUCCCGAAUUACUUUCAUUACAAUAAUACUCAUAAUGUCGCUCAGUCUUUGUUCAUUACAUCACCAGUUCGACCAUAUGCUGGUAUUGGAUUUGGACACUUGAAAUCGCAACAUUAUGACAAUUCUAAUGUAUCAUCGUCUAUAGGAUCAUCUUAUCAAGCAAAUAAUAAUGCUAUCAUACAAAUGUCAAAUAACAGCACACCGGAAUCAUCAUCUACCUCUAAUGCUACUAUUUCCACAUUUUCUAAUCAUUUACACCAUCAUCAUCAUUAUAGUAAUACUCAGUUUAUAUAUCCACAACCGACUCGAUGUUAUUCCACUCCUACCGGUACAACAGGCAGUAAAAGUCUCCUGUUGGAUAAUCUUAUCCCAAUACCAUCUCGUAUAGCUACUAAUAUGAAUGAUAGUGGGAAUAGUAAUUCUACAUCGAAUCAAAUGUAUGCUAUGCUACCAAAUCAAAGAGAUCCUUCUCAUUUGCAUCAGCAGCAGCAUUCUUUAAUUCAUCACCAACAAACAUCAGCAUCUCCACCUCAUAACCGAGGUCAAGCUACUAUGAAACACCAAUAUUUUAGUCAGGCAACAAAUCAGAAUACAAAUUAUCAAUACCAACAGCAACAAUCAAACCCUCAGUGUCUGUCAAAUUCCAUUGGAUCUCGUCUAACACUGAGUUCUAAUGCUGCUACAGUGCCACAUCCAUCUUAUCGCGGUAUUUCUCUACAGCAACAGAUGACUUACCCACAUCGGUCUACUAAUUUAUCUGGUGGAGCUGCCUAUCCCCCAAAUCCGCAACAACAACAACAGGCAACAAUACAAUCAGGUCGUUCUAGAGAACAAUCAUCAUUGCAACAGCAUCAGCAUUCAAUUUCAUUCAAUUUCGAUGAGAACUAUUUAUAUCCUACUGCAAAUACAUUUCCACUUGGUGGUUCAAUGCUGUCUAUACCUCGUAAUUAUCGACAGUCUGUUAUAAAAAGAAUAAUUCCACAAUUUGGUCAUGUUCCACUGGUACAAACUCACACACAAAUUCAAAAUUCAAAGUCAGAUAAACAAUUGUUUACUGUUAAACAGUUAUCGGAUAAAAAUUCACAAAAUCCCAUAAAUUAUGCCUCAUCUACAACAUCAUCGACAACAGCAACUGCAACGAUUGUGUCUUCAUGUUCAGAAUUCAGUAAUAAUAGUAAUAAUAAUCUGCAAUAUAGACCAUCUGAACGGAAUAAAUCCUCUACAGUGUGUCAGACAUUCCAGCAACGUAUACAAGAACGACCUUCCCCGCCAUCUUAUCAGCAGUUGAGUGUGUUUCUUUUUUUCAUCGUGUAGAAUGCUUGGUUAGGUCAGUCAGUCAGUCAAAGCGUAGAACCUGGUACGUGUUUACAUCGGCUCAAGUUACCAUACUCCAUUAGAAUGGCGAGAUCAAAUUGUCAAGCCAAAUCCCAGAAUAACCGAAGUAGUUACUGUAUCAGUGGUGAUUGAAAACGUUAAACAUCGGAGAUAUGAUUCAAGUAAAUAUAAAUUAUUGAAAUGGAAGCACAAGAAAAGUUAUGAGGAAUUUAGAAGCUCAUAAUUUGGAGGAAGACAAAGAAUGGAUGCACUUGCGCCAUUGCAGAUGAUUUUGAGCCAUGUCACUGAAAUUCUCUAACGAUUGGUUACGAUAAUCAUGCAGACGCCAACCAAGUAGUCUACACUCUAUUGACAUGGUUCAGCCCAGUCGUCGAUAACUUCAUGGACUGGUGCCAUGUUUUGGUCUGGUCGCCUCUAGCUUUCUUCCAGCUUAGUCCUACACAGACGACAUCUCCCAUCGAGAUAGGCGGUGGUUAAUGAAGAUUUACUACCUCACCAAUCGAUUCGCCAUCCCUACCUAGUACCCUAUUCCUGACCCAAGCAUCGCUUACUCUCUGUGCCAAACAUACACGAGCGAUACUUCAAAGACACUAACGAUUGAAUACCAUUAGUAACAAAUAUUCUUUACUCUUAAUAGCCAGGCGUCAACACAGACCAGUCCUAGAGUAACAUUUUGCAUUUGGGGUGAGAGGACCGCAUCCCGAACAUGCUUGGAUUGUUGCUUAAAGUGGCCAGUGUCUUCACCAAACAGAACUGUAUAUCUGUGUAUUCCAAGUCAACAAGCGGAUCUCCUGAUAGAAAAUCAACCUCUGGAAAGCUAG
Schistosoma spindalis is the source of this 7601-nucleotide messenger RNA. The record is from the annotation of a GenBank genome assembly. NCBI's taxonomy places the organism in Eukaryota, Metazoa, Platyhelminthes, Trematoda, Strigeidida, Schistosomatidae.